AUGUCUUCAGCUAAUGAAGAUACGGGUGCCAGCUCAGGCACCAUUAACAUAACGAUUCAUUGGACUGGCGGUCGAGAAAAGUUGGAAAUCUCAGAUUCGAGCAUAGGAAUAGAUGAGCUCAAGGCUAGACUCGCUACAAUCACGGGAAUCACUGCUGAGCAACAACGACUGGUAUCCUCAGGAAGAGUCAUUGCAAGUGAAGGCACUGUGGACGAACUCAUAAAGGACGGCUCAAUCAUAACCAUCGCCAAAGCUACUGUCCGUGAAGCUGUCCCUGAUCCAGUAGCUCAAGCUGCUGUACUAUCUCAGCCUCCACCGCAGCAAAAUGUCUUAGGAAUACCUCCAGAGAUGAUGCCUAUGAUGCAGCCUAUGCUUGAUCAAUUCUCGCAGAAUCCUGCGUUACUCUCAUCUCUCAUGCAGUCAGAUCCUAGAAUGAGGAAUCUGAUGGAAAAUAAUCCGGAACUACGGAGCAUGAUGCAAAGUCCUAGUUUUCUUCGUCAGAUGGCAGAGACUAUACGGAACCCAGCAGCCAUGCAAAACAUGAUGAGAUCAACAGAUCGACAAUUAGCGAACAUAGAAAACAUACCAGGAGGAUUCGCUGCAUUGUCAUCUCUGUAUUCUCAAAUGGGAUCAGACGAACGACCAUCAGACCCAUCAACCGAUGCAGCAAAUCAAGCUCUAGCUCAGCAGCUAGGUGCUGACGACAGAACCCAACCACUACCAAAUCCAUGGCAACCUAGACCACCACCACAACAAUCUGCAGCAUCACGACCAAAUGUGGGCUUCCCGUCAGCAUUCGGUGGCCUACCUCCGUAUUCUGCUUUAUACAAUAAUCCGUAUAUGAAUCCAGCUAGCCCAACAAAUCCAACAGCAAAUCCAACAGGAUAUCCAGGAUACAAUCCCGAAAUGUUGAGAUCGUUAUUAGGUUCCAUGCCUCAACAAAGCCAACCGCCAUAUAAUAAUAUUUCCACACCACCAGUAAAUCCAUUUAUGAACCCAUAUUCUCCCUUCUUUUACCCAUCAAUGGCUCAACAACAGCAGCAAUCAACAACAGGAGUUACGAGCCCCACUUCUGCUACUACGACGACACCACCAUCAUCAACUCAAACUCUUGAAGAAGCAAGGACGCGAUAUCAAUCUGAACUUGAGUCGCUGAAUUCUAUGGGAUUUACAAAUGAGGAAGUGAAUAUUAGGGCGUUGAGGAUGUCUGGUGGUAAUGUACAGGCUGCUAUAUCAUUCCUUCUUGGAGAAUGA
Molecule: messenger RNA, 1254 nt
Organism: Synchytrium microbalum
Lineage: Eukaryota; Fungi; Chytridiomycota; Chytridiomycetes; Synchytriales; Synchytriaceae
Exons: 6
Coding region: 1-1254 (417 amino acids)
Biological process (GO): ubiquitin-dependent protein catabolic process
Cellular component (GO): cytosol
Molecular function (GO): polyubiquitin modification-dependent protein binding
Source: RefSeq, a predicted model, not a curated record